Messenger RNA from Knipowitschia caucasica, 795 nucleotides. The record is from the annotation of a GenBank genome assembly. NCBI's taxonomy places the organism in Eukaryota, Metazoa, Chordata, Actinopteri, Gobiiformes, Gobiidae.
AUGAGUGAUCUAAACGUGCCCAUGGGCCCCCCCUCCCCCGCCGUGGGGCAGCAGGCUCCUAACGAUGGGGGCAUGGACUACAGGGACUGGGUGAGGCGCAGUUACCUGGAGCUGGUCAGCUCCAACCAUCACUCUGUGCAGGCGCUGUCCUGGAGGAAGCUCUACCUGAGCCGCGCCAAACUGAAGGCGUCCAGCCGCACCUCCGCCCUGCUGUCCGGCUUCGCCAUGGUGGCCAUGGUGGAGGUGCAGCUGGAGACGCAGUACAGUUACCCGCGGGUGCUGCUGAUCGGCUUCAGCGUCUGCACCACGGUCCUGGUGGCGGUGCACCUCUUCGCGCUCCUCAUCAGCACCUGCAUCCUGCCCAACGUGGAGGCGGUCAGCAACAUCCACAACCUGAACUCUGUGAGCGAGAGCCCGCAUGAGCGCAUGCACCACUACAUCGAGCUGGCCUGGGGCUUCUCCACCGCGCUCGGCAUCCUUCUCUUCCUCGCCGAAGUCGUGCUGUUGUGUUGGAUCAAGUUCCUGCCGGUGGGCGCCAAGAAGCAGCAGCUGUCCCCGACCGUCUCGCCCAGCGUCUCGGACAGCGGGUGGCAGGCCGCGCUGGCCUCCACCAUCAUCAUGGUGCCGGUGGGAGUCAUUUUUGUGAUCUUCACCAUCCACUUCUACAGGUCGCUGGUGCGCCACAAGACAGAGCGCCACCAUCAGGAGAUCGAGGAGUUGCACAAGAUCAAAAUUCAAUUGGACGGUCACGAAAGAGGGUUACUGAAUGUUGGAAAUAUUGGAAAUGUUGGCUAG